Molecule: messenger RNA, 4481 nt
Organism: Maniola jurtina (meadow brown)
Lineage: Eukaryota; Metazoa; Arthropoda; Insecta; Lepidoptera; Nymphalidae
Gene: Ero1L
Product: ero1-like protein
Exons: 2
Coding region: 183-1751 (522 amino acids)
Biological process (GO): protein folding in endoplasmic reticulum
Cellular component (GO): endoplasmic reticulum; endoplasmic reticulum membrane
Molecular function (GO): FAD binding; thiol oxidase activity; protein-disulfide reductase activity
Source: RefSeq, a predicted model, not a curated record
GUGUCAAACAAAUAUGAGAACGAGAUGUGUAGACGUUCGUCUAUGCACGUAAAUUAGUAUUUUCCUAUGUACUUUCCAAUUUCGAAGUUUUAUUUAAAUUACACCUGUGUCUGAUGUAGCACGAAUAGGUUUUCAAAUGAACGUUGCAGUGCCGCGAGAGAUUUACUCUUUUAAUUGAUAAAAUGCGUUGUAAAAAUAUUGAACUUUCGAAAAUGUCAUUUAGGAAUUACUGUGUUGUGUUUAUAAUUUUCGCCCUCGCGAUUGUCCAAGCUGUUGGCUACGACACGGAACUGUACGAAACUGCCGCCUGCGACAGCAACGCUUGCUUCGAGGAGCUGCACGGAGCUCUCGGAGAUUGCUCCUGUAACGUAGACACGAUCGACUAUUUCAACAAUGUCAAAAUAUUUCCCAGGAUCCAGAGCGUAGUGGCGAAAGACUAUUUUCGCUUUUACAAGGUCAAUUUAAAAAAGGAAUGCCCGUUUUGGGCAGACGACAGCAGAUGCGCGAUGAAACAUUGCCACAUAAAAACUUGUGCUAAAGAAAGCGUGCCCGGUUUCGAGAAUGGCUAUGAAAACGAUUACGAGGAGAUGUCACCUGCUCUUAAAUACUCAGAACACGCUCAGUCACCCUGCAACUCCGAUACAGAUCACGAUCCAGCUUUGGGCUAUUUAAACAUGACUUUAAGUGCUGCAAGUCAGUAUGAAAUCGCUAAAUGGAAAGAAUAUGAUGACUCAAUAGGAAACUUCUGUGAAUGUGACGAUAAAGAUGCAGACGCAGAGUAUGUCGAUUUGUCCCUAAACCCUGAAAGAUACACAGGUUACAAAGGUCCUUCGGCUCACAGAAUAUGGAGAAGUAUCUAUCAAGAAAACUGUUUCCGUACUAAAACAAACCCAUAUGAAUCAUUCCCCUACGUGUUAAGCUCAGAUUUAAGUAACAUGUGCUUAGAAAAAAGGGUGUUCUACAGAGCUAUAUCAGGUCUACACACCAGUAUUAAUAUCCAUUUGUGUUCAAAGUAUUUGCUGUCUGAAAAGAAAUUAGGGUUUGCUGCCCCACCGGAAGGUGAAUGGGGACCAAAUUUGGAAGAGUUCCAACGCCGUUUUGAUCCAUCUCUAACAUAUGGUGAGGGUUCAAAUUGGUUGAAGAAUCUGUACUUUGUUUACUUGUUAGAAAUGCGAGCGCUAGCUAAGGCUGGUCCUUAUUUAGAACGUGAGGAUUACUUUACUGGCAAUCCUGUAGAAGAUGAGGAAACGAGAGAUGCCAUACGUAAUAUGUUGGGAGUGAUUUACAGUUUCCCUGAUCACUUUAACGAAUCGUCAAUGUUCACGGGUGGGCAUCAGGCUGCCAUGUUGAAACAGGAGUUCCGUGAUCACUUCUGGAAUAUAUCACGGAUAAUGGAUUGUGUUGGCUGUGAUAAAUGCAAGCUUUGGGGGAAGCUGCAGACUCAGGGGCUUGGAACUGCUCUAAAAAUUCUCUUCUCAGGACAAUGGGACAGUUUUGAAGGAGACUCGGAACAGGGCAAAUUGAUGUUGAGGCACAAAUCCCACAAAAGAUUGCAAAGGACAGAGAUUGUAGCAUUGUUUAAUGCUUUUGCCAGAUUGUCUAAUAGUAUACGAGAACUGGAGAACUUCAGAAUUAUGCUUAGCUCGCACACAGAAUCACCACAGAAGAGCAUAUUUGGUGGGAGUCAAGACGUAGACCCGAAGAAAGUGCGGUGUUCAUCUGCGGCUUCCAAAACAAAGAUUUGGAGUUAAUUCUCUUAGGGCCGAAUUCACCAACGUAAAAUAAGUCUUAUCCGAGAGUAAAUUUAAUAUUUUGGCAAGUUUUCAAUACAAAAAUUGUUAUUACGCCUAAUUUAUUCCUAGGUUAAACGUCACUCGACGUUGGUGAAAUGGACACUUAAAAGUAGUUCGGAAAGGACUUUUUUUAACUUAUACUGAGUGUUCUAUUUUGUAAGAAAACACCACAGAUUAUCGCAAUAACUAAUAUUUCACCUUUUGAGGUGAUUAUCACACUAAUAUUAUAAAGGCGUAUAAUAUAAGAUUUGGGUACCUUCAAGAGUAAAUAGGCAUAUUCUAGGCAAGCGAGUUCCAAUUAAGACCUAAUGACUAAUCACUGCUUUCUUUAAAGCAUGAUUGUCGUCAAGCGCAAGCCUAUAUCCUGCAAUAAAAGGAAAUCAAUUUUAUUUUUAUUACUCAACUCGAUUUCAAGUACUAGUAAAAAAAUGUAAGUCUAUUUAAAGUCUUUUUUCAUAUUAUGCAUUUACUAUUAUUUUAAUGAUUUUGUUUUCUUACAAAAUAGAGUCACGAUGUCUUAAUUUUAGACCUCUUGAUGUUAAGAAUUUGACAUAAUUCUUUUCAAUCCAAUUUGUGUAAAGUGAUAUAGGUAGGUAGUUAUUUAUUUAUUUCUUGAAUUUUUAAGGUUUUUAUUUUUCCUUUACAAAUUGGAUUAAAACUGAAAAUAUCUAAGAUUUUCUAAAAAUGUAAACAAAUAAGCUCUUCGAAUUUUUAUUGAUUCACUUUCGAGCAUAAUCUUUUUUGUAACAUUUUUUCACGAAGAAUCCAACAGAAUUUAGUAUUAUUUUAGUCACAAAUGUUUGUUCAUAAUGAUCAUGAAGCGGUGUUAAUGCUCAUUGCAUAAUAUUAUAUUAUUCUUCAUAUGUUUUUUUUAACUUUUGAGAUUAAAUCAUGACAUAUAGGUACUUAUACGUACCUCUACGAUUCUUCAAUCAUGUGUGCAUAAUACUUAAUAAUAUACAAAGUAUAUCUACCUGUAUAACUCAAAAUAAUGAUAUGGUAAAUACUUAGAUAGAACAUCACAAAAAUUUUAAAAAUUGCCCAGUGAUUUUUGCGUUAUAAACAGAUUAUAUGUAAAUGUAAUUUUUACUUUACUUUUUCGAUGUUGAGUUGUGAGAAUUGUAAUUUUAUCUAUCUACUGAAAUUACCUUGCUAUCUAUAUAUGUUAUCAGAAUAAUAUACGCCCUCUUUUACAAAAAAUGCUAAUAGGUACUUAAAAUUAUGUGAGUACAUAUUGUUUGUUACCUAUGUUUUCUAUCCGAUUUUAACUUAUAUGAACCUUCUUAUACAAUGGUUGUAUUCAAUUCUGCCCAAUGAAGGUAGACAAAAAAUUAAGUAUGAAAAUUCAGUUUUUAUGUUCUGUGUACCUAUGGUUUACGAUUUUUAUUUGACCUACUUAUUUAGAAUAAUAAAUAAUAAUUUAUUAUUGUUUAGAUGUAAAAAUUAAGCUUAAAUAUCAAUAUUAUUUGUACUAGUAAUUGUAGCUUUUCUAUAGGUAAAUUAUUAUCUUGUGGGAAACAUCAAGUAAUUUAUUAUAAAUCACUUAUUUUUUUAAUCUGUCUGGAUAUUGGGUUUUCAAAAAAAAAAAUACUUCUUUCUAGUCAUGUAAGUACAAUAAUUUGAAUACCACAAAUGAACAUUGAAAUGCAUUAAUUUUAAAACUACGUGUUUUAAUAUUAUUGAAACUCUAUAGUUUUUACUAUCCCACGCUUUUAUUGGUUUUUCCAGAUUUUUAUUUAAAAAAAAAGGCGUAAAUUCAAUAUAGGUACUUACAUAAAAUAUAGGUGUAUUACCUGUUUCCUAAAAAACAUACAAUAUUAGAAGAACCAGUAUUAUCAGUUAUGUAUUUUAAUAAGUAGUUCUGUUUCACAAAUUGUACCUGGCGUUCCUAUCUUGUUCUUUUUUUUUGUUCUAUAUUAUGCUAGAAGAUUCCGUAAUUUAUUCUUAAUUUCUUUUAAAAACGACCUGUCAAAAGUUUUAUUUAAAAUUUUGAUUUAACUUGUAAUUAUUUACAAAAUAUAUUUAGAUUAUUUAAAAUAGAUGUUAUUUUGGUCAUAGGUACAUUACAUUACUUUAAUCAUAAUAAGUACCUAAUAAUUUUUGUGAGAUUUUACGAGUUUAGAAAUGAAAAUAAUUAAGAUAAGUUUUAAGUAAUUACUUAAAUGAAAUUAAAAUAUCUGUCACAAAAAUACUCUUUCAAAUUAUGGGAUUAUUAUUCGGUUUCGUACUUUAAUUGGUUAAUUUUUAUUAGCGCACUUGAAUUAUUAACUUUAUUUACCUACUUAUUUUUAAUUUUUUACAUGUCUUUUGUUAAAUGUUUUUAUUUGUAUAUAUUUGAAUGAAGUUAAGAAGUAAAAGUUUUAUAAAUAAAUUUUAUUUAAAUAAAAUUACUGUCAUGUUAACAUUUAAUUACUUAAUAAAAAUUUACACACUGAUUAUUUAUUAUAGAAGACUUUACUAUGCUUAUUACAUUUUAAUGCAUGUGUCUAAAAUUCUGAACAUCACUUAAUUUACUUUUAAAUAAAUAAAUUAAAAAUAUUUUAACGUUUAUACAAGUGUACGCAGUGUGUAAAUUUUUUAGUAAGUCUCUAGUAUAAUAAUUUUAUAAGAGUGACUGUGAUUUUUUGAGGUCUACCAUCAUGACAAGAUCCAUGUUUUUAAUUUUAAUAAAAAUAAAAGUUGUGUGUA